AUGAUAGAGGAACUGGUAACAACUGAAGCUCAGAAACUGCUGCAGCAGCUGAAUGUUCUGUUGGAACAGGAGUCCAGAUGUCAGCCAAAGGUCUGUGGCUUGAGACUAAUUGAAUCUGCUCAUGAUACUGGCCUUUGGAUGACUGCAAGACUGAGAGACUUUGAAGUGAAAGACCUUCUUAGCCUAACUCAGUCCUUUGGUUUUAACACAGAGACUUUCUCUCUAGCUGGGAAUUUACUGGACAGAUUUCUAUCCAAAAUGAAGGUACAGCCCAAACAUCUUGGAUGUGUGGGAUUAAGUUGCUUCUAUCUGGCUGUGAAAUUGACAAAAGAAGAGAGAAAUAUCCCAUUAGCUACUGAUUUGAUCUGAAUAAGUCAAUAUAAAUUCAGAGUUUCUGACCUGAUGAGAAUGGAAAAGAUUGUAUUGGAGAAGGUGUGUUGGAAAGUCAAAGCCACUACUGCCUUUCAGGGUUUUUUUGGUUUUUUUUUUCUACAGCUCUAUUAUUCACUCAUUAUUCAUUUCAUUAUUCAUGAAAACUUACCAUUUGAAAGGAGAAAGAACCUGAGUUUUGAAAGAUUGGAAGCUCAGCUUAAGGCAUGCCACUGUAGAAUGAUAGCCCGUGCCUCUUGUGGGGCUGAUGAGACUAGAACAGAAAUGAAUUGGCGACUCCCCCCCCCAAAACGCCCACCGCUCGGGGCCAGCCUCGCUGGGAUAUCGAGUCUGCGGGAGCCAGAGGGAACACCAACAUCCAGAGGGACGGGGGCGCAGGGGGCUAGCGGCGUAGCUGCGUGGGACUCGGGCACGACUUCUCUGCCCCGGGGAAGCAUCAUCGCGCGGCGCCGGAAUGGCGGGGCCACAGGCAGGGAGCCAGCAGCAGGGGUGGGAAGACGUCUCGUGGGGCCGGCACGGGUCCUCGCGGACGCGGGAGGACACAGAGCGGCUUUAACGGACAGGGCCAAGGGCGCUGGGCGGCCGUGCGGCGGGAGGGGGGGGGAGAGGAGCGGAGCCGCCCGAAGGCGCGGCCGGCGCAGGACCCACAGUCACUGA
Messenger RNA from Dromiciops gliroides (monito del monte), 1047 nucleotides. Its product is annotated as cyclin-G1-like. Gene Ontology annotation, biological process: mitotic cell cycle phase transition; regulation of cyclin-dependent protein serine/threonine kinase activity. The record is from RefSeq and is a predicted model, not a curated record. NCBI's taxonomy places the organism in Eukaryota, Metazoa, Chordata, Mammalia, Microbiotheria, Microbiotheriidae. Gene Ontology annotation, cellular component: nucleus; cyclin-dependent protein kinase holoenzyme complex; cytoplasm. Gene Ontology annotation, molecular function: cyclin-dependent protein serine/threonine kinase regulator activity. The transcript has 4 exons.